Molecule: messenger RNA, 5903 nt
Organism: Acipenser ruthenus (sterlet)
Lineage: Eukaryota; Metazoa; Chordata; Actinopteri; Acipenseriformes; Acipenseridae
Product: probable G-protein coupled receptor 63
Exons: 2
Coding region: 1056-2138 (360 amino acids)
Biological process (GO): G protein-coupled receptor signaling pathway
Cellular component (GO): membrane
Molecular function (GO): G protein-coupled receptor activity
Source: RefSeq, a predicted model, not a curated record
ACUGAGUCAGUUCAAACGCUUCCUGGUGUGAAUGUUGUCUGAAAACCACUGCGGUGUUGUUACUGUGUUUCUGAAUCCAGUCAUAUACAGAACCUCAGCACUGUAAAUCAGAGCAAGUGGUCACAGUUAGCUAGCGUGGAAAGGCAGACGCAUAAAGGAAAUACAAAAUGAAACAUCGCUAAUUUAUAUAUUUUGUACAACAACUAAACCUAGGUUUUUGUUAGGUGAAAAGCGAAGGCGGUGCAAAUAGGCAUCAUUUGUUGAGUUGGAGGUGAACUAUGUGGAAAAACGUGUGGUGAGAGAAGGAAAAUGGGUUGUCCACGGUUUCUAGGUUCAUAGAUUUAAGAAAAAAAUGAAAUAAAAUAAAUGGUUCCUGCAGCAUUUGACAGUUUCGCAGGACACUUAAGACUUGAGUGAUCUCUCAGUGUACAGAAAAUCAGACAAUUGACUCCAAAGCGACAAUACAAAGGAGGAAACAGAAAAGGCAUGUGAACCGAAACAUAUUCAAUCGAUCGACCAAGCUUAGAAAAUAUGUUGGAGAUUUGCGCGGUGUCUUACUGCGUUUAGACUUUUUUUUUUAGUUUUAUUACUUGACUUUUAGAAAGAAGGUUUGGCAACACAGACUGCACACUCCUGCAUAUAUCUUUCUUUAAAAAGCGUUACCGUACAAACGGUGAAUAAGUACAAUCGCAGAACCAAUGAAUGGGACGGAUCUGAAUUCUGGGAACAAACCGGGAAAGCAUUAGAAAAUUGACAGAGGAUGAGCUGCUGAAAUGCCACUGACAACCAAUGAACUGUCAGCCUCCAAGUGGACUCCUGCUCUGCCAGAGUGCGGUAACAAUGAUGCUUGCUGAAGGCAUUCUUGCAACCCUUCCUGCCUACCCUUGGGAAGAAUGGUUUACUCUGCUUAACUGCCCCCUGUUCGGGCAGAGGCCUCCAGUGGUUUGCUAAAUUCCAACAGUGAUGGCUAUUUGAACAUUACUCCAUAUUCCAGGGUGCAUCUUGCACUGGUCAAAGGUUUAUCAGAGAACAGUUUGCUACUGGCAGGCGUCUCCAUGGAGAACAACACAGUGUCCCCUUACUUGCAGGAGAGCUUUGAGGGCCUCAGUGCGCCCUUGCAGAUAUUCCUUUCCACCGUGAUUAUUUUCAUCCUGCUGGUGUCUUUUCUGGGGAACGUGGUGGUCUGUUUGAUGGUCUACCAGCGGGCUGCCAUGCGCUCCGCCAUUAACAUUCUCCUAGCUAGCCUGGCCUUCGCAGACAUGAUGCUGGCUGUGUUGAACAUGCCUUUUGCCCUGGUCAGUGUCAUCACCAACCACUGGAUCUUCGGGGAUGUUUUCUGCAAGGUGUCCGCUAUGUUCUUCUGGCUCUUCGUCAUUGAAGGAGUGGCUAUCUUGCUUAUCAUCAGCAUUGACCGAUUCCUCAUCAUCGUUCAGAAACAGGACAGGUUGAACCCCUAUAAGGCUAAAGUGCUCAUCGGUAUCUCCUGGGCCUUUUCAUUCUGUUUUUCCUUCCCCCUGGCCGUUGGCAAGCCAGACCUGCAGAUCCCCUCCAGGGCCCCCCAGUGUGUGUUUGGCUAUACCACAGAGCCAGGCUACCACACUUAUGUAGUGCUUAUAAUGGUAGUCUUUUUCUUCAUCCCCUUCAUGGUGAUGCUCUACACCUUCUUGGGCAUCCUGAACACAGUGCGUCACAAUGCCAUUCGAAUCCACAGCCACCCGGACAGCAUCUGCCUGAGUCAAGUUAGCAAGUUGGGCCUCAUGAGCUUGCAGAGACCCUUUCAGAUGAACAUAGACAUGAGCUUCAAGACACGUGCCUUUACAACCAUACUCAUUCUGUUUACAGUGUUUACAGUGUGCUGGGCACCCUUCACUAUCUAUAGCCUGAUUUCCACCUUCAACAGUAGCUUCUACUACAAGGCUAACUUUUUUGAAAUAAGCACCUGGCUCCUCUGGUUAUGCUACCUCAAGUCUGCCCUCAACCCAUUGAUCUACUACUGGAGGAUCAAGAAAUUUCGGGACGCCUGCCUGGACUUAAUGCCCAAGUACUUUAAGUUCCUACCCCAACUGCCCGGCCACACAAAGAGGCGGAUUCGUCCCAGUGCCAUUUAUGUUUGUGGUGAGCACCGAUCUGUGGUAUAGCUCUGAACUGAACUAAAAAAAGAACUUUAAACUGCCAACGCAAAUACCACUUACUUGUUUAUGUGCAAUGUAAACUGAUCUAAUGGAAACAUGAUUGUCUUUUUAUAAACGUCAUACCGAAAGAUGUUUCGAGUGCUGUGUAAUUGGUUUACAUGAUGUGUAAAUACAUAUGACCUCUAGGAUACAAGUUUUGUUUGCUUUUGUUUUGUUUUUCUUACUAGUUUUAGUUUUUUUCUUGUUGGUGCCUACGGUUUAGUCCACGACAGACAGUUCGAGUGCUGCUAUAUUUGGUGAAAAAAUGUGCAAUUUCAGUGUACUUUUAUCUUUAGGAAAAUAAAAUACAGACGUUUGUUACAUUGUUAGCCUCGCUGACCAUGUUUCAGUUAUGUUAAUGCGUAUUCGUAGAAGGGGGACUGGUAGUCACACUGGUGUUGAUUGGAAUAUUAGACUAAUGAACUACCAUGGGAUGCCUUCUCAAUGCCUCUAGGCUACAUGGCUUCUGGGAGUGUCAGCCCUUAGCUGGUAAGAGAGUGGUAAACUGCACUGAUAUGUUUUGUCUAAUUUACAUUAUAAAGAAUUAAUUAAUCCCAGUAGACUGUUGUUUAAAAAUGUUCUAGGAGUUUAUAACUGUGGCUACUCUUAAGGAGUCUCAAUUCUCUGUUUUCUUUUGGUUUUCUUUUCCUUCUGGCAAUAACUGCUGAAGGUAUUAGACUCAUUAACCUACAUAAACAGCAACAGCCUCAUCCAUGACAUUAUAUGUACAGAAAACAAGUGUGUUUCUGUGCAGUCUAAUAGUAAAAUGCAAUGUCACCUCAAUGGUACUACAUACAAAUAUGGAUGGUGAAAAUACCUGACAGUUGUAAAUAAAAUGUUUACUAUGAGAUAUAAAACCAGCCUCAGAGAUGCCUGUAUGCUUGUUAUCUAUAAAGCCACUUAAACUGCUGAAGUGGAUAAAUCAUUCAGAGCAAUGGAAUCUGGGAAGUAGAAACACCUAAUUAGACACGAAGAAAGCCCUUUUAGGGGCUGAGUUUCAUAUUCCUUUCAAACCUGUGUUAGGCACUGAUCUUUAUCUUAAGUAUUGGAACUUUAGACAAUAAGAACAUAAGAACAUUCUAAAAAAAAGUAUUCAUAAUGUCCAGCCAAUCGGGAGCAUCCAGCAAUAAUCUUUCACAGGUACACAAUCACUUAACGAGAGAGUUGACCCCUAUAAAAAACAGACAUAUCUAUGAACAGCUGUGCAGCAGUCAGGCUCGUGUGCAAAGAUAAUUAAUCUCAAGAGAGAAAUCUGUUUUACCGAGGAUGAACUGACAGCUCUUGUGGAGGAUGUUAAAGUAAAUUAAGAGACAGAUUUUAUAAACAAUGUGUUUAUGUGAGAGUUCACACCAAAAUAAAAUGAUACGCGCAUUUAACUUUCAUUACCAACACACGCAGGACAAUCUGCUACACGUUCUAAGGCAAUGUUAAAGUAUACGGUUUCACCCAUACUUUAAAUCUUAACACAAAAUAUCAGAACCUGAAACUCCUUUAAGUUAUUUUGACACCCCAAUAAAACAGAAUGGGAUCAAGCAGUUUAAUCCACUUCAAGCAGACUAUCUUCAAUAAUACAAGAUCCCCAGGAACUGAACACAGUCCAACCCCAUUGCAGCGUACUAAUCAGAAGAUCCAGUUAAUUCGUUUAGCGGAUCUGAUCAACCGGGCCAAGUUAGACUGAUCACGGGAACCCAUUGAGCAGUAUACAGAGAACACAAACCAGGGUAUUUGAAUAAUCAUUUUCUGUGUGUUGUCAUGCAAAUACAAUUAGACCAUAUUAUUUGAUCUAAUCAUUGUUUCCCUGUAUUCAUUGUUAGCAUUGACAGGAUUUAAACUAAUAUCUGCCAUUUAAAUGUGGAAUCUGUUGUUCUGUGCCUGCUAUAAAAUAGUGUACACUUGCAGGACAAUGUAAACACACCCCCAUUGCACUCUGCAUACAUGUUAAUGAUUUAUAACCUGCUUGAUUUAAGGCUGUUUCAUAUUCAUACUUUCAAUACUUGUAGUAUGUUUGUGUGUUUAAAAUGCAAACAUACUCCAUCCAAACUGAAAUUAAUAAUUGCUUAAUUUGUAUGGGAGUAUCGAGAAAAAAUGUAUCUGAUUUCUUUGUAUAUUUUAGUGACAAGUCACCAUUUAUUCUGUUACAGACUUAACACAGAUUAUUGUUAUAGGUUAUAUAGGUACAAAGCUCAAACAACAUUACUAUAAACUCUCCUCCCAGUCUACCAAGAAAAACACAAGGAUCAAAAAUAAAAACGCAAGUUUAAAAAGAAAGAAAAAGCUAACCGUACAGUAUGUGAAAGUAUUGUAAAGCACAGUACGAGGAGGUAUUGUAAGCAGAGCAAUAAUAAAAGGAACUCUAUAAAUGCACAGUCUUAGCAUUAGAAAGGCACCUGGAAGUGUAACAUUACUGUGUAAAAAUACCAUGGUGAUUUUUAUAAGGGCUGCAAGGUUGUAUUAAGUUCAAAACACUGAUUAAAAAUAUACAUUAUUCCUGAGUAAUGUAAUACUGACAUAAGGAAUGUAAAGAACAGCGUUUUCAUGUGUAUAACCCAUAUUAAACAGAUGCAAGCAAAUAUUGAGAAGCAGCAGCCAAAUCAGAGCAUGUAGACAAGCGUAAUCUCUAACUUCACAGGACUGACUUAAUCCACCUAAUCCACUGCAAGGGCCCAGUUUAAUACACAGUAUUAAAGUUGAUCUGUCUUAACUGAUGAGGGGUGAGCAAUGGUAUAAACGUUAGUCCAAACAAGAGCAUCAAACUCCCUUUGCAACUGACCUAAUGGUGAUUCCGUUGAUGAUAGUCUCAUGAUGUUUGCAGCAUGAAGUGUAUGAAUACACUGUGGUUUGUGUUACAAAAGCUGAUAAGUGUGUUACAUAUGUCCUUUACGUUAUGUGAUCUCAUGUUCACUGUACACAGCAUUUUUUAAAUAAGUAGGCCUUAUGGUUUCUCACAUUAAACUUAUCUGAACUAAACACUGUACCCAAAUACAGUACAUAAUAAUUUCUGUGUGGCAAGAGCCAAAACAGGACUAGCUACAUCGAAAAGUAAGAAAUAACAUUUAAAAUGCCUUAACAUUUAUUCUGCUUUCUGUGGACAUUAAUAAAAGAACUACAUGUAACAAAUAGCAAAUUGUUAUUAAAAAAAAAAACAAAAAAAAAAACAUAAAUGCUUUUUUUUCUCCACUGCUCUAUUAAGAGAAACAGUCUUUCAGUUCCUCCCAUGCCUCUUGCAGUCGAUACUUGAAUAUAUUACAGAACAAUAAAUAAAUGAAAACUACUUAUUUGUAUCUGUUUUCAAUCAUAAAAUAAAAUGUUCUUUUCGAAAAGCAUACAACUGCAGAAGCAAAUGUGUGUAAUGGAAUCUGUUUAAAUGCUUGAAUAACAGUCUCCUUAUAUCCUUAUAAUACACACUUACAUUGUUAAUAAAUUGAUAACACUUUGUAACACAUUUUUUAAGUACCAGAAUCUAGGGAUACACUUUGUGGAGUCGCCUGUCUUUUCAUGCAUGUAUCUCGGGUAUACUGUGGAGGUUUCAGUGAUACUGAUUGUUAUAACUGCAGGGAUAUUUUUCAUAUCGACCUACUUGUUAGACACAGAAUGCAUAACUGCAACAGAAAGUGUAGACUUCAGCGGAAAUUUAAUUGAGGAGGUGCUUGUUUAAGGUGAAGUCAAGGAAACGUUUAUUGCCAUGUAUUCAGAGUGACUGUUGGGAAGGUGCAGGAAGGUGAGUGAAUGAAU